This is a messenger RNA of Stegostoma tigrinum, 4447 nucleotides long. It is a transcript of the gene ece2a, whose product is annotated as endothelin converting enzyme 2a. Gene Ontology annotation, molecular function: S-adenosylmethionine-dependent methyltransferase activity. NCBI's taxonomy places the organism in Eukaryota, Metazoa, Chordata, Chondrichthyes, Orectolobiformes, Stegostomatidae. The record is from RefSeq and is a predicted model, not a curated record. The transcript is spliced from 3 exons. The coding region runs from base 1072 to 1800 and encodes 242 amino acids.
ACCGCCGUCUCCCAGCCGCGCGCCGGGGUAGACGUUACUCCAUCAUCGUCUUUCGGACUCUGUUCUGUUUAGAUAUAUGUAUGUCGUUUAGAAAGAAAGUGCUGCAGGACAACAUGGCGUGGGGGAAGGGCUUCUCCCUGUGAAUGUGCUUUGAGUUUCAGCUCGAGCUCGAAACGCUUGUUGUUCCCCCCGCAACCUUUCCAAGAUAAUAACCAAAAUAAAGUUAAGGAGUGAGAACAAAAAUCGAACCGUUCUGUGGAGGAGGAUGGGUUUCCCCCCUUUUUGUGGAGACAGACACAGGACGGGGGAGUGGAUGGAUGGGUCAAUGUGACUGUGAUCUGGGUCAUUACAGGAGAGAGGGCAACUCAGCUUUAGAUAUGACAGGGACCCAGGGCGGGAUGGAACAGCCAUCUCUCUGAGGCAGUAACCCACUAUAACAUAAAUUAAAAUGGAUGCCCACUGUCUCAGGAUGGCAGGAGACUAAAAUGCAGCCUUGACCCCGAAGAACCAGCGGGGUCUGUACAAGAUAACAAAGUGUGGAGCUGGAUGAACACAGCAGGCCAAGCAGCAUCUUAGGAGCACAAAAGCUGACGUUUCGGGCCUAGACCCUUCAUCAGAAACUGAAAAACAGAAACAAGAGGAGUCUGAUUCAACCUGACUUGGAGGAGACCUAAUUUAGAAUAACAAGAUUUUAGGGCGGGCGGGAUGCCUAAUACAGUCAGAUGUGUACUACAGAGUUGGAUGGGGUCUGUAAUAAUUGACCGAAAGGAGUGGAAUCUGGUCUGAUUCGAUCAGGAAGGAUAGGAAUAAGUGCCAAACUGAGUUCAAGCGAAGGUGAGAAAAGGGCCAGAUACAGCCUCAGCAGGGCAACAGGAAACAGGAAUUAGACAAAACCCUUUCACUGCCACGGAAAAGAGGCCAUCUGUCUCGGCUGGGAACGUGAGAGAAAGGGACUCAUUUAAGUUGUGGAGUGGUUUGCGUUCGUAGAGAAAGGAUUUGAAUUGAGUCCAGAAUUGUGUUAAAGGGGCAUUCAGCAUUAAUCUCUUAACUCCGGUGAAGAUUGUUUAGAAAAUGGAUAAUUUGCCAAGUAGUAAUUCGCGAUACAGGGAUCGUAAUUACUGGGACGAACGCUAUCGCCACGAGGAGACCUAUGAGUGGUUUGGUGCGUUUUCACGCUUUGAGCAUUUGCUGAAGGAGGAGAUUCGGAGUGAUGAAACCAUCCUGGUCCUGGGAUGUGGAAAUAGCUCAUUGAGUUAUGAAAUGUUCAUGAGCGGUUAUAGAUCGAUCACAAAUAUUGAUUUCUCAGCAAUCUGCAUUGAAAAAAUGGCUUCCAAAUAUGCCACCUGCUCAGGCAUGGAAUGGAAGAUUAUGGAUGCUAAGGCACUUGAGUUUGAAAAUGAAAGCUUCGAUGUAGUAUUGGAGAAGGGUACCCUGGAUGCAAUGAUGGUGGAUGAAAAGGAUCCUUGGAAUGUAUCAGAGGAAACUGCAGAAACUAUAGACCAAGUUUUGAAAGAGGUCAGCCGGGUUUUGAGGAAAGGAGGACGCUUUAUCUCCAUCACAUUUGCACAGCCUCAUUUUCGGAAGCAGCUUUAUGCCAGAAGGGAUUACAAGUGGUCCAUCAAACACCAAACCUAUGGAAGUGACUUCCAUUAUCAUUUCUACACCAUGACCAAAGGAGAAAACCUGUCUUCUGAUGAUCAGGAGCUAGAAAAUAAAUGUUCUCAGACAGCAGAGCCCCAAGCUACAGUUUAUCUCCAAAUCACAGAGGAUGAAGACUACCUCAAUGACAUUGAAUAUUAAUUUGCAAAUUAAUUCCAUGCAAGGGUGUAUACAAGGAAAAAUCUAAGCUGGUAGAAUUGAUGGGAAAUACUCAUUUGCUUACAGGCCAAAGGAAUUUUUUACAAACUAAGUUGACGAGCACUGACCUGACACAGCAUUAAGUUAUAGUGCUUGACAUGUGGGGAAGUUCAAAUAUCUCAGCAUCUGCUGGAAAUCAUGAGUUUGUAGAAUGCAGGCAAGAAUCUGCUUGAGUCUCUCUGUCUCCCUCUCUCCAUUCCUACUGUAUUAUCAAGACAUCACUUCCUGAGUUUUAAAAUAUUCUGGGGAGUGGGUCAAUGUCAUCAGGCCCCCAGAUAUCAGAGUGAGGUGAGCAGGUUGGCAGUGCACCGGUGGUUGGGGUGAAUGUGUGAACUCCUCGGUCUACACUGCCUCUCAGCCAUUUACUUCAGUCGCACAGCAAUAUCCACUCCACUGCCAGCUCCUUCUCUUUGUUUAUAUUUUUGCUGCCUUGUUUAUCUUCCUUCACUUGUCCCUAACAGCCAACUCAACAUCCUAUUUUCUGAAUUAGUGAUUUUUUUUCUCACCCAAUUCACUUUAUUGAAAAAAAACCUUUAAAUCUGCUCCAACAAAAUAACAGUUAAAGUUGGCAAUUGUUGGGGGGAAUUGUUACUGAGGGGUGCAGCUGUUUGCUUGGUUCUAGCAUUCUCUGGGUAACCUUACUACUUAAUAGGGGUGAGAGAUUUCGCACUUUGAGAUCCAGUAUUUAUUCCAGCAUCUUGAUUAAAGUGUUAUCCACCACUUUAAACUUUCACCCCCUCCACUACUGGCUCACAAUCAUUACAGUGUACACUGUCUAUAAGAUCAUUGUGGCAACUUACCAAGUCUACUUAGACAGCAGCUUCCAGACGCAUGAUCUCUAACACCAAAAGGGCAAGGCUGCAGACCUAUGCACCUCUAAUUCUGUUCUUUCCGACAAGGGAAAAAUCUCUUUCUCUACAUAUUAUCAGGGGCUGGUUGACUCAGCUGUCUGAUGGCUGAUGUGGAUCAGAUUGAUGCCAAAAGUUCAGGAUUUAAUCCCCAUUCAAGCUGGGUUCAGGACAUGCUUCCUUGCCCAACCAAGAAUGGAGUUCAAAUAGUAUCAGAGAUAAUGGGAACUGCAGAUGCUGGAGAUUCCAAGAUAAUAAAAUGUGAGGCUGGAUGAACACAGCAGGCCAAGCAGCAUCUCAGGAGCACAAAAGCUGACGUUUCAGGCCUAGACCCUUCAUCAGAGAUUUCAUUGUGUUGUUGAUCAAACCUGCCUUCAGGCAACAAAAUUUAAGAAUACCUAAUCAGAAAGAUGCCUUCAAGAGAAAGGAAACCCAGCCUUUUUAUCGGGUCCUAAUUUUUAUUAUCUUGCUGUUUUGCUAUCAUCUUUGCAAAUGUUUUCAGUACUUUCUCCAGUGUCACAAUGUACUUUUUCUAAAUAUGGUGAUUAGAAUUGUAAACAGUAUUCUAAGUGUUGUCUAACCAGGAUGUUGUCUUAGUGAAGUAUGACUUCUCCACAUCUCAAAUCUAUCCCUCUAGAAAUCAACUCUAGUGCUUGAAUUGCUCUUUUUUAAUGACCUCAUUAGCCUGAAUUGGUACCAUUAGUGAUUAAUUGAUUUGUAUUCACAAAUCCUUUUGCUUCUGUACACUGCUCAUAUUUUUAUUUUAAAUUAAUAGGUGACUUCUUUCUUUUUCCUUACCAAAAUGUAAUGCCUCACACUUAUCAAUGUUAAAAUUAAUUUGCCAAUAAAUAAACUUGGAGAAAGGGCAUACAACAUUUUCUUCUGAUUUAUUGCAGUUCUUCUCGGUACUGACUACUCCUUCACUCCCCACAAAUAUGACAUCAUUGGCAAGUUUGCCACAAAUUUAAUUUCAAAAUUAAAAUCAUAACCAUGUUAUAAACAGCAGUAAUCCAAAAUUCAUUUAUGGAUCAUCAGCUCCCACUUCCUUCCCUUCUGAAUAGCUGCCCUUUAGCCCUAUCCUUUGCAUUUCCAUUUGCUGCCGUCCAUUCUGUUAACUGUACUCCGACUAUACAUGAUCUGACAUUAUUCAUUUGUCCAAGGCACCACUUUAUCAGAGGUGUUUUAGAAAUCUGUCACAUUUUAGCUACUGGAUUAGCACUAUCGACUCUCACUGGUACUAUUCAAAUAAUUUCACUUGAGUUUGGUCAGGCAGGUUUUUCUCCUUUCAAAUUCAUGCUGAUAAUUGAUUACUUUAGUUUUGGUUUCUAGGUAUGCUUCUAUUUCCUCUUUUAGUAGAUAUCAUGUUAGAUUUCCUGAUGUUAAGUUGACCAGGCUUUGGUUCUUUGGACUCAUUCUAAUUUAUAGAUAUGACUGAGUCUUCUGGCACAAUAUCUUUCUCUAACAUUCAAAUUUAAAUCCUUUGUUACCUGUUUGCCCUUUCUGUUGGGAUAUUAGUCCGAUUUUGGUUCAGGUGGAGUUCAUCCUUUCAACAAACUUCCUUCUUGCCUCUGUGUUGGUAUCUGUGUAUUCCAUAGUGGUCAAAAUAUGUAUCUCAGCCUUUGUUUAGCAGCUCCCAGUCCCCUCUUUCUGUGAAGCAUGGCGUAACCCUCAUACUCGACUAUCUCUUUGUAUUUGAUUUCUAUUCUGCCCACUGCCUAUGUGCAGAGGAGCAUCAAGUGUAA